AUGUUCCAGGCUCAGCCAACGCCCUAUUCAGGCUCCUCCUACUCGCCCUUCCCCUAUGGCAUAGCGGCAGCAGCUCCCCACAGCCUCGACUUUCUGUUCCCCACUGGCGGAGCUGGCGCUGGUGCUGGUGCAUCGAGCGGUGGCUUUCCAGUUUACCCGCCCUACAGCUCUUCGUCUCCGCAGCCGGCUCUACAACACCACCAGCAGCAGCAUCACCAGCAAUUUGCCCUGCGACAGCGACUCAAUCGAAGCGGCAGCCCCGUCAUCAAGAUGGAGGACCAGGACGCCGGCCUGCACGACAUGGCCGCGCAGCAGGCGGCGGCCGAGCGAUUCCAGCCAGGCCUCGAGGGACCGUUUGUCGGCGAAAAGACCCCGAGCGACGCCAUCACCCAGGAAUACGCCAAAGCCGACCCGGUAUACGUCGAAAAGACCAUUGCUCUGCCCCAGACCUACUCCCACUAUCGCCAGAUCAAGGGCGAUGGUAACUGCGGAUGGCGCGCAAUCGCAUUCGCCUACUACGAAAAGCUCAUCGACCUCGGAGACCAGGCCCGGAUCGAAGGCGAGGUGGCCCGUCUCAUGAGCCUCGGCUCCAUGCUCUCCAACAUUGGCCGCUACGAAUACCACGAAGACUUUGCCGAAGAGGCUCACGGCUUGCUGCGAGAUCUUGCUGCUAACAUCGCAAACCCGGGCCUGGCCCGAGUGAUCCUGCUUCAGCGUUUCAACGACAACACCGUCGAGGCAAACAUCAUCUACUACUUCCGCAUGCUGGCCGCCACCUAUCUCAAGGGAAAUGCAGCCGUCUACGACCCCUUCGUUGCCGACCAUGGAGGAAUUGCGGCAUACUGCUCGCAGGCAAUUGAUAUUGUCAACCGUGAGAUUGAGCACCUGGGCAUCGUUGGCCUGGCCAACCUGCUCCUCAAGCCAAUCGACUUCGUUUUGGAGGUUGCAUACCUGGACCGCAGCCCAGGCAGCCAAGUUAACCGCUACCGCUUCCCGGAAGAGGCCAACGAGCAGGAUCCGGCAGCCCUGGGACCUACGAUAUACCUGCUCUAUCGCCCCGACCACUACGAUAUCCUGUACCGCACGCCCGUCCAGGCUCCGUCGGCUUUUCCCUCCAAUGCUGCUGAUGUACAGGUAAACCGAGUUUCUAGCCUCUCUAACAAUCUUGCCAUCCAUGCGGCUCCUGGCGGCUCGGCGGGCUUCCCCGGAGCCAACAUGGAUAUCCUUUCCAUGCUACCUGGCUUCAGCAUGAACUCGCUGGGCCCGAUGACUACCAUGCCCGAAAUAUCUCCCAUGACGACGCCCAUGGCCAGUCCUGUUGACGACCACUAUGUAUCGUCGCAACAGCAAGCUUCUUGGGGGACGCCAUUUCCCGAGCCCGUGCCCUCUCAGGUUCCACAGCAGCAACCGCCGCCCUCAUUCCCCCCUGUGGUCUCGCCGGCUCCAAUGACUCCCAGUGCCUCCAUGACGCCUAGUCCGACAAUGAUGAACGCCACAAGUAUCAGGAGCAACAGCAGCAGCAGCAGCCACCUUUCUGGGCUUGUUCCGAAUGUGCGGCCAGCGGAUCACACUCCCGGAUACCGCAUAGUGUUUAACCCCUUCCAGCUGGAGUAUGACGAGAGUAGGACCACUACCGUUAGAGAGCCAGUCGAUCAAGCACCGAGGAGCACUACUUUUAAGAACAGCGUGUGGAACAAGGCGCACUAUGGCAACCCCGAUUUCCACCCAGAAGAAUACGUUCCGGACGACGAUCACUCAGACGGCCGUGGUAGUGGUAGAAAACGGCGGAAGGACUCAUGA
This is a messenger RNA of Trichoderma gamsii, 1800 nucleotides long. RefSeq lists its product as hypothetical. Gene Ontology annotation, biological process: protein K48-linked deubiquitination. The record is from RefSeq and is a predicted model, not a curated record. Bases 1 to 1800 code for a protein of 599 amino acids. Lineage: Eukaryota; Fungi; Ascomycota; Sordariomycetes; Hypocreales; Hypocreaceae. The transcript has 4 exons. Gene Ontology annotation, molecular function: ubiquitin binding; cysteine-type deubiquitinase activity. Gene Ontology annotation, cellular component: nucleus.